AUGUGUAAUGUUUAGAAAAAAUUUUUUAGGACUGUAUAUUAUUUUGUUAACUUUGCAAUCCGGAAAUCCUGUAAAUAUUAUUCUUACAAUGAUGGUUAAUAUUGUAUUUAUAUUUUAAUAUUAAAAUAACCGUGUUAACAAUAGUGUUAAAUUAUAGUGUUAAAGUUGUGAAUUGUAAGUUUCUAUUCACAAUGCAAAGUUGAGGAGAACUGUUCAAAAGCAUUAAAGUAACACAGGGCUUUAGUUAUAAGCUUCUAGGGUAAAUAUGUUAGUGCAUAUAUGUGCUGUGACACUGGUGUUGCCCAGGCUUACUUUGGCAAUGGAACAAAGUUAACUGUACUUGAUCGCGAUAUUCCAAUCUCUAGACCAGAAGUGAAAAUUCUAAAACCCUCAAAAAAGGAGCUCUGUAAGAAAUCUGUGACUCUUGUGUGUGUGGCCGAAAAUUUCUAUCCAGACCAUGUGACAAUAAAGUGGAAAAUUGGCAGCAAAGAAGUUGCUAAAGGAGUGGCAACAGACCAAUAUGCUACCCCGAAAUCCAAUAAAAAGUUCUACAUUUCCAGCAGGCUCAAAGUACAUAAAAAAGACUGGAACAAGGCAAAAAACAAAUUUACCUGCAUAGUAACAUUCUUCAAUGAUACUUAUACAGAUUUCACAGUCACAGUAAAUGGAAUUGUAGGUGCAGGUGGAUUUGACCGAGAUGAACACGUGACAAAAGCACAGACAGUAAAGCUUGCAUAUGGUGUGUUUAUUGCUAAAAGUGGACUUUAUGGACUUUUCAUUUUGCUCUUUAUAUGGAGACAGGGUUCAGCAAGCAAGCAAUAAAGUGAAUAGCCACCUGAAGAAGUUACCAAGGAAACUAUCAUCCGGAUACAGUUGUUCAACUUCUUGUAUCAUGUUUUCUAAUGUACUUCAUGCUUUUUGAGGAUUUAACUCAGGAUUAUUAUUUAGCAUCCUAUAGCGGCAAAUCUUUCUUAUAAUACACUUUUUCACUUUUGUUUUUAUAUUCUUUUUUUCCUUUUAAAAUGUAUUAUUACCUUUUCCAUUUGUUUUUCAUUAUUGUAGCUCACUUUACGGAACUGGUUUAAUAUAAAAAUAAACAAUAUUGCAUGUAAGAAUAUCUAUUGCUAAUCCUUCAGUAGGGAUCGAAUCUAAAUCAAUAUGCAGAGCAGAAUGAUUUGUACUAUAGGGUUUCUUCUUUGAUGUCAAUGCUUAGACACACACAACUUUUUUGACCCAACUAAUGAUACGCUAAGAAUAAAAGUGAACUGUUCUUGGUCAUACAGUAGAGCAUGUCUUUAACGUAAUAUUUGGUUCUCUGGGGUGCCCCCUAGUGAAGGUUCAGAUAAUAUGCUCAAUUUGUCAUUCUUUUAAAUGUGUUCCUCUAAAGGAAAUAUAAAGACAAUAUGCAAAUGUUUGUAUAAAACAUUGCUAUUGAGUGGUUACUCUGCGAAAACACCUUUUUGAACUUGAGAGGAAAUGACUUCAUAUAUCCUCUAAAAAAAUAGAAAUUGCAAAAAUGGCAAAGAAAAUAACUAGCAUCCUUUGUUUGCAGAUGCCACUUGCUAAGAUGCUAAUAAUUGCUAAGAAUGGUUAAGUGUAAUACUUUAUUGCACAUAAUUAGAAAUAAUGAUUAAGAAUGAAUAAUAAUUAAAUAAAAUUAUACAAUACACAUAAGACAAGCAUGUUUCAGUCGUCUAUUUCUUCUACUCACAAGAGGCCUCUCAACAUCUGGGAGGCCACUAUGGCUUUUAUGGUCUCGAACUGAAAAGGGGCCCGCAAAAAACAGUGUACUAUUGCCCAUCAUUAGCUGUUAGUUGAGGUUUAGGUAACGAGAUAUAUCAUCGUGUACUAGCUACGCCAAACUAGAAUUUGGAGAAGGGACCAAACUGACUGUUCUGGGUAAGUCGGAAUUAGUUUUUUAAAUUAUCAAAUUUUCAAAGGUUUGAGAAAAGGCAAUUAUUUGAUCUCUGGAAUCAAGUAAGAUGGGUGAUAUUGUAAAAGGUGCACGCACCACUAAACAAGACUCUUAGCAAGUUAUAUUUAGUUCUAUUUCUAAAAAAUAUAUAAUUUGUAUUCUUAGUAUUUUAAAUGACACCUUGAAAUGACAUUUAAAGUAUAAUUUAAGUUAAAAGUUUACAAAUACAUAAUAAAAAUAAUACAAAUAUAUAUUUAUUUCGCUUUUUUCUUCAAGCUAAAAACAUCACUACACCUAGAGUCAACAUCCUACCACCUGCUCCAAAAGAGAUUUG
This is a messenger RNA of Triplophysa rosa, 2249 nucleotides long. Its product is annotated as T cell receptor beta chain MC.7.G5-like. The record is from RefSeq and is a predicted model, not a curated record. The transcript is spliced from 5 exons. The coding region runs from base 280 to 822 and encodes 180 amino acids. Lineage: Eukaryota; Metazoa; Chordata; Actinopteri; Cypriniformes; Nemacheilidae.